Emericellopsis cladophorae is the source of this 2070-nucleotide messenger RNA. RefSeq names its product Inorganic phosphate transporter-like protein. The transcript has a single exon. Gene Ontology annotation, molecular function: transmembrane transporter activity. Gene Ontology annotation, cellular component: membrane. The coding region runs from base 1 to 2070 and encodes 689 amino acids. The record is from RefSeq and is a predicted model, not a curated record. Gene Ontology annotation, biological process: transmembrane transport. NCBI's taxonomy places the organism in Eukaryota, Fungi, Ascomycota, Sordariomycetes, Hypocreales, Bionectriaceae.
AUGGCGGGGGACCACACUCAUGCAGGCGCGCACAACCACCACCAUCAUCACUCCGUGAUCCUGGGCGAAAUACCCGUUCCCCACGGACCUGUCGCUGACGGGGAGAGCGACGACAGCUCUUCCGACCAGCAGCACAGCCAGCAGGACGACGCGCACGACGUCCUCGCAGGCACCAAUGCCCACGAGCGCCGCAUCUUCAGCCAUGUCACCCGCCCGGAUGACAGCUACGACGCUGACGGCACCUACUGGGCCGACAUGCCCCUCGCACGCCGCGCCCGCUUCGUCGCCAAGGUCGAUGCCGCUGCCGCGCACGAGGAGCUCUCCACCAUCGGCGGCAUGGUGAAGAAGGACCCGCUGUCCCCUGCUGCCUGGUACCUCCGCAACGCCAUCCUGCCCGGUGCCGGUCUGGGUCUCGAGGGGUACGUUCUCUUCUCCAUUGGCAACCUCGAGCCGCUGUUUGCCAAGGUGUGGCCGGCCUGCUGGGAGAGCAACGAGGUCUGCUCCAAGAACUGGGUCGCCAGUGUCACCUACCUCGAGAUCAUCGGCAUCAUGGUCGGCCAGGCCGCCGUCGGCGUCAUCGGCGACUGGGUCGGUCGUCGCUGGGGCCUGAUCCAGGACGCUCUCAUCAUGUUCAUCGGUCUCCUCAUGCUCACCGCCAGCUGGGGCCUGACGCUCCAGGGCUGGGUCAUCUGCUACGCCUGGUCCCUCUUCUUCUACGGUCUGGGUGUCGGCGGCGAGUACCCCAUCACCGCCACCUCGUCCCUCGAGAAUGCCGUCGCCUCGGGCAAGCUGUCCACGCGCGAGGAUCGCCUGCACCGCGGUCGCCGCGUCACCACCGCCUUCCUCAUGCAGGGCUGGGGCCAGUUCGUCAACCAGGUCGUCCUCCUCGUCCUCCUCGUCAUCUUCAACUCCGGCGACGGCGGCCCGCCCUACUCCCAGUCGGCGGCCCAGUACGCCUUCCGCCUGUCCUUUGCCUUCCCCGCCGUCGGCACCCUCUGGCUCGUCUACUACCGUACCUGGAAGAUGCCCAACGCCAGCAAGAAGCUCGCCGAGGCCAAGUCGCGCCGCAAGGUCACCGGCUACGACGUCAACUCCCUCAAGUACUGCUUCAGGCACUUUGGCGGCCGCCUGCUCGCCACCGCCGGCACCUGGUUCUGCAACGACGUCUUCUUCUACGGCAACAAGCUCUUCCAGGGCCAGUUCAUCAAGGUCAUCUCCAGCAAUCCAGACUCCCUCAUGACCACCUGGACCUGGAACCUCGUCAACAUCACCGUCUCCCUGGCUGGCUACUACCUCGCCGCCCUCCUCAUCGACAACAAGUUCUACGGCCGCAAGAUGAUGCAGCAGGUCGGCUUCUUCAUGUGCUUCCUCAUGUUCGUCAUCCCCGCCUUCAACUUUGAGUACUACACCUCCCCGGCCGGCAUCCACGCCUUCCAGGCCAUGUACUUUCUCAGCUCCUUCUUCAACCAGUUCGGCCCCAACUCGGUCACCUUCCUCGUCGCCGGCGAGGUCUUCCCCACGCCCGUCCGCGCCACCGCCCACGGCUUCAGCGCCUGCUUCGGCAAGGCCGGCGCCCUGCUCGCCAGCGUCCUCUACAACUACAUUGACAAUCAGACCAAGUUCUACGUCGUCCCCUGGUUCGGCCUCGCCGGCAUGCUCCUCACCCUCCUCUUCCUCCCCGACACCACCGGCCUCGACCUCAAGGAGCAGGAGCGCCGCUGGAGCUACAUUGUCAGGGGCAAGAGCCACGAGUACCACGGCGUCGCCGUCCACCCCCAGCACUUGUCCCUCUGGGAGCGCCUCCGCGGCCAGGGCAAGAACUAUCACGCCGAGAAGGACUGGCGGGCCAAAAUUGACGACAUGCGCAAGGAGUGGGAGGACGUCCGCGAGGCCAUGGGCCCCAAGGAGCACGGCAACGGAGACCACACGACCAGCGGCAUGCCCGACGACGGCGAGUUCUCCCCCGAGAUCCACGACUACUUUGUGCGCUCUAGUCCCAAGGGCCCUCGUCCGGGUUCCCAAGGUGUCCUGAAUGAAAAGGCUUCGUCUGGCGGGACCAGCAGUCAAUAA